AUGAUGGCACAUUUACCUAAAACUAUAACUUUACCACAUAAUUCAGUUCUUUUCAGUAAUAGUGAACAUCAUCAUGAAAUUGGUAGCCAUGAAAAUCAUUCACAUGUUCGACAACAUCGUCAAUCAUCACGCUAUUCAUUUUAUCAUCAUGGACAUAAUCAUCAUCGUAUUCGAUAUGAAAAUACAUAUCGAAUGGAACCUAAUAAUGAACAUAAACUUGAUUUAGUACAAAUACGUCGUGUUGCAAUAAGUAUUAUUGAAGCAGCCAUACUUAAUUAUGAAUAUAAUCCAGAACAAGCAACAAAAUUUAUAGAAUUAUUAGCUGAACAAAUACGUAGUCGAAUGAAGCAAUUACAUUUUCCACGUUAUAAAAUUAUAACACAAGCAUCUGUUGGACAAAACAAAGGUCAAGAUUUACGUAUGGUUAGUAAAUGUAUAUGGAAUUCUAAAUGGGAUCGUCAUAUAACAAUUACAAAAGAAACUUUUAAUGAUUUUAUAACUGUAACAAUUUUUUUCAUUUAUACAGAAUAA
Molecule: messenger RNA, 531 nt
Organism: Adineta steineri
Lineage: Eukaryota; Metazoa; Rotifera; Eurotatoria; Adinetida; Adinetidae
Source: the annotation of a GenBank genome assembly